AUGGCCAACCUCAACGUCACCAUCCCUAAGUUGAAGCUCAACGAUGGAGCCUCAAUUCCCAUGCUAGGCUAUGGUACGGGUACUGCCUGGUUCAAAACUGGAGAGGAGAGCAAGAUCGAUCAGGCUAUCAUUGAUGCCGUCAAGGUCGCGACUAAGUUAGGAUACACUCAUCUUGAUGGUGCAGAGGUCUACAAGACUGAGACCGAACUUGGUACUGCCAUCAAGGAGAGCGGCGUCCCCCGUGAGAAGUUGUACGUCACCACCAAAGUGAACAACGACAAUAUCAACAACAUCGCUGGUGCUAUCAAGACAAGCCUGGAGAAGUUACAACUGGACUAUGUUGAUCUGUAUCUCAUUCACCAACCUUGGUUUGCAGGCUCAGACGAAGAACUCCAAAAAGCAUGGGCAGACAUGGAAGCCGUGCAAGCCUCCGGUCUCGCCAAGUCCAUCGGCGUGUCCAACUACCUUCCCAACCAUCUGGCCGCUAUCCUCAAGACCGCCAAAGUGAAGCCUGUGUGCAACCAGAUCGAGUUGCACCCUUAUCUGCAACGGCCAGAACUUCUGGAAUUCCAUAAGCAGAAUGGCAUUGCCACAGUCGCAUACGCGCCUCUAACCCCUGCUACCAAGGCUAAGCCUGGUCCUCUGGACGACUACGUGGGCAAGCUGACGAAGAAGUAUGCUGUGAGCGAGAACGAAAUUUACCUCCGAUGGUGCAUAGACCAAGAUAUUGUACCGAUUACGACGAGUAGCAAGGAGCAGAGGCUAAGUGAUUAUCUGAGGGCGACUACAUUCAAAUUGACGCCUAGAGAAAUCAAGGAUAUCAACGAGAUCGGACAGAACAAGCACUUCCGUGGAUUCUGGAACCAUAUCUUCAAGGGUGACGAUCGCUCUUAA
Messenger RNA from Alternaria atra, 894 nucleotides. RefSeq lists its product as uncharacterized. NCBI's taxonomy places the organism in Eukaryota, Fungi, Ascomycota, Dothideomycetes, Pleosporales, Pleosporaceae. Gene Ontology annotation, molecular function: oxidoreductase activity, acting on NAD(P)H as acceptor. The record is from RefSeq and is a predicted model, not a curated record. The transcript has 3 exons. The coding region runs from base 1 to 894 and encodes 297 amino acids.